AGCUCUGCCCUCGGCCAGCACUGGCAUCCGCCGCUCCUGCCUCGCUCUGCUCAGGAAAAGGGUAGGUGGGCUCAGCACUCUCGCACAAAGAUGUCUUGCUACGACCUGUGCCCACCGAAAACCAGCGUUGCUGUCCCGCAGCCCAUCGCUGAGAGCUGCAACGAGCUGUGCGCCCGCCAGUGCCCCGACUCGAGCGCCUUCAUCCAGCCGCCCCCCGUCGUCGUCACCUUCCCCGGCCCCAUCCUCAGCUCCUUCCCCCAGCAAGCCGUGGUGGGCUCCUCCGGAGCACCCGCCUUUGGGGGCUCCCUGGGGCUGGGAGGCCUCUACGGCGCCGGAGCCACGCUGGGCUCGGGGGGCCUCUGCACCUUUGGCAGACCCUACGCUUCUCCCGCCUGCAGCCCUUGCGCCUUGCCCCGCUACAGCAAGAAGCUGUGGGACACCUGUGGGCCCUGCUAG
This is a messenger RNA of Gavia stellata (red-throated loon), 456 nucleotides long. Its product is annotated as scale keratin-like. The record is from RefSeq and is a predicted model, not a curated record. Gene Ontology annotation, cellular component: intermediate filament. The transcript has 2 exons. Bases 91 to 456 code for a protein of 121 amino acids. NCBI's taxonomy places the organism in Eukaryota, Metazoa, Chordata, Aves, Gaviiformes, Gaviidae. Gene Ontology annotation, molecular function: structural constituent of cytoskeleton.